ACAGGAAUUAAAUGUUCAACAAAAUUCCAAGCGUUAAAGCGAACAUAUAAGUCAGUUAUCGAUCACAAUAAAAAAAGUGGUAAUAACCGUCAGGAAUGGGAAUAUUUCAAGAUCAUGCAGGAUUUAUUUUCCGAAAAACCAUGGGUACAAGCAAUAUCAGAGGCAGGAUCACAUGUGACAAAAGAUCCUAUUGACGAAAUUAUGCUAAUGGGAGAAGAAACGGAUAGAGAAAAUAUAUUAUCAGCAAAACGUAACAUAGACCACAUGUUAUAUAUAACAUUAUAG
This is a messenger RNA of Odontomachus brunneus, 285 nucleotides long. RefSeq lists its product as uncharacterized. Lineage: Eukaryota; Metazoa; Arthropoda; Insecta; Hymenoptera; Formicidae. The transcript is spliced from 3 exons. The annotation marks the transcript as partial. The record is from RefSeq and is a predicted model, not a curated record.